AUGUCAUCAGGAAUUCCCGGUGCCGAUGAUGCCCGUAGAGGCUCAAACGAGUUGGGAAAGGGAAGUAGAUUGUAUAGCACGACUUCGGGCUCUGCACAUGCGAGUUCUGGAAGUGUUGGCACAGAGGGAUUCAGUGAGUUGGGAAUUGAAAAUACGAAUGUUCAUACGGCUCCCGGGGUGGAAUUGAAUCAGAAACAGAAGGUGGUUGUGGGAAGUGUUUUGGAUCUCUUCGCAGGUCUUCCCUCCCUCGAAAAACUAUCUCUCUGGUCUGACAACGCCGUCUUCGCCGAUCAAAUCACCAAUGCCGAAGGACGCAAACAAUAUUCUGCUCAAUGGUUUGGAUUAAAAACUAUUUGUAACAAAAUAGAACGUCUCGGACAUGAGGUCACGAGUGCUGGAAAUCCAAUCGAGAUGGAUUUGAAGACAAAAUAUGUCUUGAAAGGGGGUAUGGAACAGACUGUUGAGAGUAAGGUGAGUAUCUGGACAGAGCAACAGGGUGGAGAGGGAAAGAUUACAAAGGUUCAGGAUGCGUGGAAUGGGAAUGUGCCUAGUGAGGGCUUUUUCGUCAAGGCACUUCGAAACCUUAAUAGUGUGGUUGUACCCGUUGUUGUCAGCGUGCCAAAAAAUAACGCAGAGGAUAAGAAGGGCAAUCAAUGA
Botrytis sinoallii is the source of this 657-nucleotide messenger RNA. RefSeq lists its product as uncharacterized. The coding region runs from base 1 to 657 and encodes 218 amino acids. The transcript is spliced from 3 exons. NCBI's taxonomy places the organism in Eukaryota, Fungi, Ascomycota, Leotiomycetes, Helotiales, Sclerotiniaceae. The record is from RefSeq and is a predicted model, not a curated record.